Molecule: messenger RNA, 3120 nt
Organism: Cuculus canorus (common cuckoo)
Lineage: Eukaryota; Metazoa; Chordata; Aves; Cuculiformes; Cuculidae
Gene: PRRX1
Product: paired related homeobox 1
Exons: 4
Coding region: 280-1017 (245 amino acids)
Biological process (GO): regulation of DNA-templated transcription
Molecular function (GO): DNA binding; DNA-binding transcription factor activity, RNA polymerase II-specific
Source: RefSeq, a predicted model, not a curated record
GCAGCGGAGGCGGAGGGACGGGGCACACCCGCCCCAGCGGCCCCACAGCCACCCCGCGCCUCCCGGCCGGCGGCAGCUCCCGGCGCCCCGAGCCGGCCGCUUCUCCCCUCCGGCAUGUUUUAAGCCCGUUCCCGCUUCGGGCAUCCCGUCCCGCCGCCGUCGGGUCCCGUUUAACACCCCCCGCCCCGUUUCCCGGUCCUUGCGCAUCCCCCCCUCGAAGCGGCUGGGGGGGAGCGGGGCCGGUGGGGGGCGAGGGCACGAAAGCCCCCGCUCGCCACCAUGGCAUCCGGCUAUGCCCACGCCAUGGAGAGGCAGGCGCUGCUGCCCGCCCGCCUCGACGGCCCCGCCGGGCUGGACAAUUUACAAGCCAAGAAGAACUUCUCGGUGAGCCACCUGCUGGACCUGGAGGAGGCGGGCGACAUGGUGGCGGCGCAGGCGGAGGAGGGCGGCGGGGAGCCCGGCCGCAGCUUGUUGGAGUCGCCCGGGCUGACCAGCGGCAGCGACACCCCUCAACAGGACAAUGAUCAGCUGAACUCAGAAGAGAAGAAGAAAAGAAAGCAGAGGAGGAACAGGACUACCUUCAACAGCAGCCAGCUCCAGGCAUUAGAGAGAGUCUUUGAGAGGACGCACUACCCUGAUGCCUUCGUACGGGAAGACCUUGCACGCAGAGUCAACCUCACUGAAGCAAGAGUUCAGGUGUGGUUCCAGAACCGGAGAGCCAAGUUUCGCCGGAAUGAGAGGGCCAUGCUGGCCAGCAAGAACGCCUCCCUGCUCAAAUCCUACUCAGGGGAUGUGACCGCCGUGGAGCAGCCCAUAGUACCUCGCCCAGCUCCGAGACCCACCGAUUAUCUCUCCUGGGGUACUGCCUCACCUUACAGUGCCAUGGCCACCUACUCUGCCACGUGUACCAACACCAGCCCGGCGCAGGGAAUGAAUAUGGCCAACAGUAUUGCCAACCUGAGACUGAAGGCAAAGGAAUAUAGUUUACAGAGGAAUCAAGUGCCCACAGUCAAUUAACGACUGGAGGCAGCUGUCUUACAGAAGGAGAAAAUACAACAGCACCCGUCCUGCUUCGCAACUUGUUUGUGCUGAAAGAAAAGCAAACAAAAAUACCCCCAAAAAAACACAAACAAAAAAAAAACACAAAAAAAAAAAGAAAAAAAAUAUAAUUAAAAAAGCCAACCCUAACCCAGAACUGAAUGCAGGGACCAAACUGGGAGCAAACUGAACCGCUCAUGAGUGACAAGGUUCCUCCUUCCUUUUGGGAUAAUGCCACCAUUUUUUUUUUUCUUGUUAUUGUCAGGUUUAUUGCUUCUGCUCAAUAUACUAUGAGCUUCUUCAGUAAAGGACAGUCUCACCCUUGUUGUUUUCCAUUUUUAUAUGGGACUGCAAAAAGAAACCUCUGCCGAUCUCAGCUGGUGGAUGUGUCCCACCUACUAUCAUGCUGAGAUGCAAAGCCUGCUCCUCUCCUCCCUGCCCCACCUCACCCUAGAAGAAGAAGUUGUUUUGGCUGCCGCUUUCUGUUAUAUCCACUUAAUCCUUCAUCCCCCCCAGUCCCUUGUGCCACAGAGGCAACGUCGAUACCAUUAGUCUACGAGAAGCCUGUUAGUGCAACAAGAUGGGGUUGUCCUGCCUGGGUUGCCUGGACCAGUCUGAGAUGUAAGGAAGACUUCCUUGGGCUUCGCAGUGCCUCGUUGCUUUCUUCGGUAUUUCCAGCCAGCACUGCUGCCUCAAAAAGCCAAAGAAGAGAGAAAAGCCAAUAUGGGUGUGUGAGCAGGGGGGGCUGUAGUGGGGGGAGCGCUCUGUAGUGCCAAGAAUAGGACUGUUAGGACACUCCUUUCUAUGCCUUACAGUUUGCGCCACAAGGAAAGGUGUUGUCCAGAUGCAUUUGUUUUAUAUAUACUGUAUAUAUUUAUAUAUAUAAGAUAUACAUGCAAGCUUGGUUGGUGUUUUUUAUUAAACAAAAUAAAAUCCAUUGAAAAUGUUUAGGAUGUUUGUGCUGCAUCCAGGUUCCUGGAGCUGUGCAUUGAAAUUCCAGCCACAUCCUUGUCUGAGCUCUUCCCGGUAGCCCCGGCACCGCUUGAAUUGACCAAUUCACAUCUUCCCAUGAGAAAGCCCAGAGAAGUGAUGCUUGGAGGGAGCCACGCUCCUUCUUACCUUUUUCCUGUGGGUAUUUGCAACUUGAUAGAAUAAGAUGAUGAUCUUUUUCCCAGUCAGACAGAUUCGUGUGGCUGUAGGGGACACGCAAGGACAUACUCAUGUCUCAAGUCUCUGCCAGCCUCUCUGAGGACAGGUAAUGUCUCAGCAGGGAGCAUCCCACAUGGCGUUCCCAUAACACUGCCCAAUGAGACUUGUCCUGUAGCCUUAACCACCCUUUGCUUUCCCCACCUGCUGUCCUCCCUCUUGGGUCUGGAGAGCUAAUUAGAACCUCAUUUUCUUUUCUCCAUGAAGAGCAGAGGAGAUGCAACCCAAAAGAUGUUUCUUCCAUGCAAGCAUCCUGAGGAAAUGAGGCUCGCUCUUGUUGCUGGUGAUGCCUGCCUCCUUCAAAUCUGGGAGGAGAAAGGGGCUUAUUUAGGGCAAAUAGUGCUUGUGCAGGAGACCUGCCUGAACCGAGUGGGGCUUUGCGAUGGAAUGGUCCCGCUGAAGGUAGCAGAGCUACACCAUGGUCCAAGCUGGACCAUAAGGGAAGGAGAAUGAAGAUCAGUCAUGAGGGAUACUUCUGGCAGAGCAGUUUAGGUCUCCGUCUUGGUGUUUGCUGCAGACGCACUGGGCAUAUGUAGAUGUCUGACAGUGUUCUUAGAUAGUCUAAAACAGCACGUUGAAGGAAAUGAGAAAUAAAUCUCCUCAAAGUAAAGGUGAAAAUUAAAUUGGCAGAGAGUGAAUGGAAAUCCAGCCAAAGCAUUUGAGCCAACACUGGGAAAAAAGCCCCAAAUCCAAAGUGGUGUAAGUUGUGUUCAUGAUUUUGCGUGUUGCUGCUGGAUUUUUUUUCCUCCCUGCAUGGAUAUUUUUGAGGGGAAAAAAAGAAAAAAAUCUAAUUGUGAUCAGGACAAAAAGCUAGAAGUUGUGGAUUGCACUGGCAGACAAUACCAGCCAAGGAAGCAAAACUGGAACAACACUCUU